AUGUAUAAAGCUGUGGCCAGCUGAAGACCACUAUAAAAUCCAUGGGAAGAAAAAUCCAUCAUUAAGACUCGUAUUUUAAUGGCAUAAAAAUCAUACAGAGCAAAGAAACUGCAGAGAGUGUCAUGCCAAACCAUAAGCACCCGUUUCGGAGGCCUUGUAGAAAGGUAAGUGGUGGUGACAGAUUGAAUGGAAGGUUUGAACCCUUCAGGCAUGUGGACACAGCUGACUUUUGUGGAUCAUGUUUUGAGAGCGAAAAGACAGGCAUAGCCAGUGAAAUUUCAAAUCAAUUGCUGAAGAUGUCUCUCUCUCUGCUACUCAUCCUGAUUUAUUUUCUCCUUAUUCACCUUGUUUCUCCUACCCUACAGUUCCUGGAGGGGAGAGCUGGGGGAGGUCUGUGCAUCUCACAGACAUGAGGAUUCAUGUGGGGCAUUUGGGGCCUUUGCAUUUGGAAAGCCAAAGGACAGAUAGACUCUUGUUCUUUACCACUAGUCUUAGUGCCAGGGCUGCAGACAGAAAGGACCCACAAGUAUCACAGCUUCUCAUCUACAUCUUUGUCCACAAGGAAGUUAAAACACAUUCUACUGGCUAAACAACUGUGUGUAUGCAUUGGAAGUGAAUUCAAAGCUAGCAAGGCAAGACAAAAGUAAGAGCAUAGCCAAGGUAGCUUGUGACUAAUAGCUACUGGCUCUUGACCCAGCUUUUAUUUAUAACAGAUUCAUGGGAAAUCUUCUAGGCCUGUUUCAAAACAAUGCCAAUUAAUAAAUUUUAGAAUUAGUCCUACAUAGUUGAACAAGCAAGAAAGAUUAGAUCAUAUACUAAAAAGUAACAAAACUGGGAAUUCUUACAAACUCUUAAUUUCUAAGUUUGAAAAAUUGUUAAUGACAUAGUCUGAGUAUACCAGUAAUGAAAUGAGAUUUCCUAAUGGCUUGAUGAUAAAGCCUCUGCUGAGCCCUGGCUUCAAUGGGGAUCUAACUUACAGAGUAUGUUCUCAAGGGAGAUCAUAGAAUUAUAGAAUAAUUUGUGUUGGAACAGACCUUUGAAAAGUCCAACCCCCCUGCAAUCAUCAGGCAUAUCUUCCACCAGGUCAGUUUGCUUAGAGCCCUUUUUGACCUGGCCUUGAGCGUUUUCAGGGAUGGGGCAUUGACCACACCUCUGGACAACCUGUUGCAGUGUUUUGUCAUCAUAAUUAUAAAAAUUAUUUCCUUCUACCUAUUUUAAAUCUAUCCUAUUUUAGUUUAAAGCCAUAUCCCCUUGUCCUAUUGCAACAGGCCCUACUAAAAUGUCUGUCACCAUCUUUCUCACGAGUACCAUCUUUAAAUAAAUAAUAAGAUAUAUAUAUAUAUAUUUCUUUAAGUACAGACUCUCUCAGCACAUGUUCAUAGGAGAAGUGCUCCAGACCUUUGAUCAUCUUUGUGGCCUCCUCUGAAGCUGUUCCAGUAUGUCCAUGUCUUUCCUCGCUGAAGAUCCCAGAUUUGGACACCGCAUUCCAGAAACUAGUGGAUUCUGACUUCCUUGAAUGAUGUAAAUUAGCUCUGAAGGAAUGGACAGCUCCAACAAAACAAACCACACAAGUUUUCUGAGAAAACAGCAAAGGAACUAGAAAAGACAGCUUGACUUGUAGGUUCUCACUUGACCCAUGAUUGACUUUCUGCUAAUGCAACACUAAUUUAAGACACCUUUGUGUAUCAGAUCUGAGGAUGUUUGUGUUGCUGUACAUUACAAGUUUUGCCAUCUACACAAGUGAACAACCUCUUCAAAGCCAGACCAAAGGAGAAAAUUACUACACCAGAUAUAUCUGUAGCAUCCCAGGUUUGCCAGGCCCUGCAGGCCCCCCUGGAGCCAGCGGAUCCCCGGGGCCACACGGACGCAUUGGUCUUCCAGGAAGAGAUGGUAGAGAUGGGAGGAAGGGAGAAAAAGGCGAAAAAGGGAGUGCAGGUUUGAGAGGAAAGACUGGGCCAUUAGGACCAGCUGGAGAGAAAGGAGACCAAGGUGAGUCUGGUAAGAAAGGACCUGGAGGACUGACUGGUGCCAAAGGUGAAGUAGGUCCAGCUGGACCACCUGGACCUAAGGGAGAUAAAGGAGACCGAGGAGAUCCGGGUGCCCCAGGGGUCUGCAAGUGUGGAAAGAUAGUGCUGAAAUCUGCCUUUUCUGUUGGCAUCACCACGAGCUACCCAGAGGAAAGAUUACCAAUUGUAUUCAAUAAAGUCCUCUUCAACGAAGGGGAGCAUUACAACCCGUCCACAGGAAAGUUCAUCUGUGCCAUCCCAGGGAUUUACUAUUUUUCUUAUGAUAUCACCUUAGCAAACAAGCACCUUGCAAUUGGGCUGGUUCACAAUGGGAAGUACCGGAUCAAGACUUUUGAUGCAAACACCGGCAACCACGAUGUAGCUUCUGGAUCCACAGUGAUCUACCUUCAGCCAGAAGAUGAAGUAUGGCUUGAAAUCUUCUACACUGACCAAAAUGGUCUCUUUUCUGAUCCCACAUGGGCAGACAGUUUGUUUUCUGGAUUUCUCUUAUACGUUGAUACAGAUUACCUUGAUGCUUUAUCAGAUGAAGAUGAGCUCUGAAGCAGAUGUCAAAUGACAUUCAAACUGGAGGCCCCAGCACAGGAUUUUAUCCAUCUCUAUGGGGAAAACAAAGUUGAAAUGAAAAAAAAAAAUCUGGGAGUUCAUUCUUGUUUUGACUGGAACCAGAUCUGAGCUCAUAAGGAUGUUUCUAGAAUCUAGGAUGGAUUUUUUAAUGAACAGCAGGGAUAUCAAAAUGAAGAGUAAUUAACAAAAGACUGCAUCACUCCAGGACUGACUCUUCUCUAAAAUUACGUUUAUAACACUAUUUAAACAAAUUUAAGAUACUGUACAUUGGAUUUUAUAUAAAAUGUAUUAAGUUGCAAUUUAGAGUGGAUAUUUUGUAUAUUACAUUAAAGUAAAAUUGAACAAUU
Molecule: messenger RNA, 2938 nt
Organism: Parus major (Great Tit)
Lineage: Eukaryota; Metazoa; Chordata; Aves; Passeriformes; Paridae
Gene: C1QTNF7
Product: C1q and TNF related 7
Exons: 4
Coding region: 1698-2567 (289 amino acids)
Molecular function (GO): protein binding
Source: RefSeq, a predicted model, not a curated record